Mollisia scopiformis is the source of this 2976-nucleotide messenger RNA. Its product is annotated as kinase-like protein. Lineage: Eukaryota; Fungi; Ascomycota; Leotiomycetes; Helotiales; Mollisiaceae. The coding region runs from base 1 to 2514 and encodes 837 amino acids. Gene Ontology annotation, molecular function: protein kinase activity; ATP binding. The transcript has 7 exons. The record is from RefSeq and is a predicted model, not a curated record. Gene Ontology annotation, biological process: protein phosphorylation.
AUGUCCCUGCAACAACGAGACUCCCUGUACUACGAACUCGAGCAACCAGACGACAACCGAUACCUUCAGAAUUUCCAUCAGUAUCUCCGCGAGUCCCUCAUUCGCACAGACAAUCCAGUCACGACCCGGAAAGAAGAGUUUGUGCCAUUUGAGCAGAUCGAGGAGCAUUUGGGGGAUGAGGGUCGAUUGAUUGAUAUCCUUUCAGCUGUUUUCCCAGAAGAGGAGCCGCUUCCUGUCGACGACGAAGUUGUACAAAACCAGUACCUAAAGACGCUUUGUAUCUUGCUCUCCAUUGGAGGAGCAGGGUACAUUCGACAUUUUGUCGAACACGAUGGUCUCGCCGAUGUGCGCCUACCCCAUACCUCGAAGCCGCAGAACUUUCCAAUAUCACCAUCUCGACUGAACCUGUGGGACUUGUUUUAUGAGAAACAAUGGGUAUUUUGUGCAGCGGAGAUGUCCUACAAGAUAAACAAUUCUCUCGAACCUCACCGAAUACUACCUAUUGUUGAGAGGGAAGUGCUUGGACGAGGUGGCAGUGCGGUGGUUUCCAAGAUCGUGCUGCACAAAUCAUUCAACAAACUACGCAGUAAUUCUGCUUCGUCGGAUUCGACUGCAGACAACGACACGUUUGUACUGAAAACCUACCACAAGCACGAAGCUGAGCAGUAUUAUCAUGAUGAGGUGGAGGCUUUUAGACGACUUCGACCACUGCGAGGAACAUUAGAUCCCAACAUAGUUCACUUCUACGGAAGCUUCACACAAAAUGGCACGUAUAAUGUCAUCUUGGCCUUUGCAGAUAAAGGCACAUUAGAAGAGUAUUUCAGGACUGUUCUUCCACCAACAAGUGGGAAAGAUAUUGAACAUUUCUGGACGACGCUCUGUGGCAUCACUAGAGCACUGGUCCACAUACACGAAGUGGAUUCCCAGAAUACACUAGGCGCUCCUCAAAUUUUCCAAGGAUGGCACCAAGACGUCAAACCUGAUAACAUUCUGGUCAUGACCAACGGCAUCAAUUCGCCUUAUGAUUGGAAGUUCAAUCUCGCCGAUCUUGGCACGAGCCAUUUCAAGAAAUGGUCUAAAGAGGGCUCGGAUAUAGAUACUCGUGGCACUGAAGCAUACGGUGCUCCUGAAUGUUUCAGAGCAGACAGAUUCCUCGAAGACUGUACGAUCAUGGUCAAGCAAAACUGUGACAUUUGGUCUUUUGGCUGUAUCCUCGCCGAGGCAGCUGUGUGGCUCAUACACGGGUUUCCAGGAUUACAAAGAUUUCGACGCAACCGUUCAGCUGCAAUCAGCGCAAUUCCCGAAAUGAAGAAUGGUGACUGGUUUCACGACGGUACGAGAGUCCUACCAAUAGUUAUGGAGACUAUCAACAGUCUGCAAAGCGACUUUCGUAAAUCUGACCGGGUUACUGGACCGAUACUCGAAAAGCUGGUGAAGGUUAUGCUAGACGAACCCGAGGUCAGAUACACAGCGAAACAGGCCCACACGCAUGCAAUGCGUAUUCUUCUAUCGCCCAGCAUCGCGGGACCUCCAGCGGCUAGCCAUUCUCCUCAAGGAUCCGAUAGUGGUCGACUGGCACCUGGCUCUCUUUCUGUGCUGAACCAGCAGGACGGAAAUAUGUCCAAUGUCAACAUCGCAUCUUCAAACAUCUCCACUCCCGAACAUCGAACCUCGGUCACGGUACCUUCAAGAUCCAGUAUAGCCGGCGAUCGGUCACCCACACGGCUAGGAUCCUCAACUUCAUAUGUACCUCCGAAGCGUGGCCACACCCAGCCAAAUAAGUCGAGUCAGCCCGAGCUUCCAAGAUUAGAUGUUGAUGUUGCUGAGCGAUGGAUUCGAGAUAAGAGAGCUGGCAGGCCGCGCAGACUCCCAGGUGAAUACCUUCUCAAACGGUUGGCGACUCGUGAUCAUGUCUUCUUGAUCGAUGACGCUGCUUCCAUGAAAGCACAUAAAGUUGAAGUGAAGCGUAUUCUGGAUCUACUUGCAUACUUAGUCAAAGAUUCCGACCCCGAUGGCAUAGAGCUUUAUUUUACUUGCUCAAAGCAGCAAAUCAAGGCAAAGGAGCCGUCUAAGCUUGUUGCGAGGUUCGAGAACAACCAACCCGCAGGCCUGACAGAUAUUCGCACCCGCCUGACCGCAGUAAUCGAUGACUUUAUCAAGGGACUUGGCAGGGGUUGGCUUAAGAGAAAGUUUAAGCCCGUUCGCUCGUUGAAUAUAUAUGUUCUCACAGACGGUAUAUGGCAACCAACAACGGAUCUAACUUCGCCAAUUCGAAGACUCGUGGAAAAGCUUAAUGAACUUGAGAACGGACAAUAUCAAGUCGGCAUUCAAUUCAUCAGCUUCGGAAACCGGGAUUUUGCUUUGGAACGACUGAACCAACUGGAUGACGAUUUGGGUGAAAAACUCGGUCGAGACAUUAUCGACCAUGAGAAAUACAACGGCAAUGUAUGGAAGAUGUUGUUUGGUUCGACCGAUCCGUGGUUUGAUGGCAGCAAGCCUAGUCAGCCACCCUAGCGCAAGUAGAUCCUUCAAGGACGCAAAUUGAUUGCCCGGUGGAUGGGAACUCUCAACGCCCUUCUCGUUGAUCCUAUCAUGGCGAUAAGGACCCAGAACUAGCUCUUCCUGCACAGACAUCAGAAGCUCUGUAGACAACAGGCACUGGCUAAAAUCACGAGGUCGAGCAAGAAGUUGCCCCCGACUUCGUCGAUGAGGCGACACUAGACGAGCGCCGCUAUUGUACAAAAGUGUUCUCGAAUGAUGGUUGCAGGAGCACGCGCAGAUCAAUCACUGAGGCGAAAUUGAUAUUAAAUUGCCACGACGCUUGUCCGACAUUUGACGCUGGAAAUCACAAGCAGUUUAGAUUUGACCGAGGAACGAGGUAAUGACUUGUCGAAGUUGGAGCAUGUAUACAGAUGGAUCUACCACAUUCGAAUGCGGUUUGCACUUAAGCUAGAUUACAGCUACAAAUGCCUUCGU